Molecule: messenger RNA, 1806 nt
Organism: Nematolebias whitei (Rio pearlfish)
Lineage: Eukaryota; Metazoa; Chordata; Actinopteri; Cyprinodontiformes; Rivulidae
Product: rhotekin-like
Exons: 14
Coding region: 1-1806 (601 amino acids)
Biological process (GO): mitotic cytokinesis; septin ring organization; actomyosin contractile ring assembly
Cellular component (GO): actomyosin contractile ring
Source: RefSeq, a predicted model, not a curated record
AUGGCUCAGGAGGACAUGGUGUUGCAGCAGAUUGAGAGGGAAGUGCGGAUGCAGGAGGGAGCCUAUAAGCUGCUGGCUGCUUGUUCCCACAGAGAUCAAGCUCUAGAGGCCUCCAAAAGUCUGCUGACCUGCAACGCCCAUAUCCUGGCUCUGCUCAGCCAGCUGCAGAAGAUCAGGAAGGAACAAAUCUUAAAGCAAGAAGGAAGCAGAACAUCUGAAGAUGUGCUGCCUUGCACUGGGAGAGUCUCACUUUCAGACCUGCGAAUUCCCCUCAUGUGGAAAGACUCAGAGUACUUCAAAAACAAAGGCGAGCUUCAUCGCUGUGCUGUGUUCUGUCUGCUGCAGUGUGGCACAGACAUUUAUGACACUGAUCUAGUAAUGGUGGAUAGAACACUUACUGACAUCUGCUUUGAAGACAAAGCCAUUUUCAACAAGGUGGGUCCUGAGUUCCAGCUUCGUGUUGAGCUGUACAGCAGUUGUGCUAAGGAGGAUUCCUCCUGGGGGGUCCCUGGCCCUAGAAGGAUAAGCUUCCUGGGAGGAUCUUUGGGACGCACUUCAGGCAAAAAGAUCCGUUUUGCUGUGGAGUCUGCAGCUUCCUGUGGUGUUGGAGAUGUGAGGCCUGGACAUGUCACCCCAUCGUUACCGUUGCACCUCUCUACACCGGGGCCCAAGUUUAACCUAUUGGCUCACACAACUCUGAGAAUUGAACACGUCAGAGAUGGAUUCAAAACACAUGACUUAACACUUUCAGCAACAGAGGACAGUCCGUUCUGGUUACCUCUUUUUGGAAAUGUGUGCUGUCGUUUGGUUGCUCAGCCUCAGUGCAUGCUUCAGCCAGCAAUCAGUGGGCAGCUCCAAGUCAAGCUUGAAGAGGACUCAGAUGAUUGGAAACGUUUCAAUUGCAUCCUCAGAGGACAAGCUCUUCUCUGUUAUCAGAGUCGAGAGGAGCUGGAGACUGAGGACAAGCCGCUGGUUGUGAUCCCCAUCAGAAAGGAUACCAGAGUCUGUGUGUCGGAGGCUGAUCUUCUUUAUGGCCAACAUAUAGUUAUUAAAACGCCUCUUCAAGGAAAUGGAAGCUACACAAUUACCUCGUGCAAUAUUGAGAACACGCAACGCUGGAACAAGACCCUGCAGCAACAUGUCGACAACCUGAGACACUGGAAACAAUGUUGUGAACAUGUGAUGAAGAUUGAGAUGCCGAGCUCCAAGAAGUCAAACCGGGUGAAGCAGGGAUCUCUUUACCAUGAAAUAGUAACACCUUACAGUCCCAGAGAACGCCCUGUAGUUCCAGAUUUGUCAGAUGAGAUUCGUUCUUUGCUCUCGUCUUACCACAAAGAAAGGAGCGCAAGACUCGAGUUCCCUCUGCCCUUAAGUCAGCCCUUCAAUGUAAACACACCUGGUGGAAAGCCAGGAAGGCCCUCCUGGAGACCUCUGCAGCCUACGUUAAAGGGGCCAAUUGACGGAGGUCUCAACAACCUCCUUAUCAGAGUGUUCAGUCCCGUUUCUGUUCGCCUUCCCCUCUCCAAGUCACUUCAUAUUCACCCAUCAUUCCAUGUAUCCCGUAUCAAGCCCUUUACCCAGUCCCAGUUCCACCCAGCACCUGAUUUCCCCCCUCCCGCCCAUCUGAUUGAUGGGGUCCCCGCCUAUUCAGUGCGACGCCUCCUCCAGUCCACGAGAUGGGGGCGUGGCCUUCACUACCUGGAAGAUUGGGAGGGAUACGGCCCGGAGGAGCGCUCUUGGGUUCCAGCCCACAACAUCCUGGACUGUAGCCUCAUCUGGGACUUCCACAGACAGCAUCCGGACUAA